AGCCUCCGGGCGGUGCUGUUGGAGGAGGAGGAGGAGGGUGGCGAUGGGGCUGCUCGGUGCUGCAUUGAGGAGCGCAGUGUGGGAGCUGAGCCUGGGGCGCAGAGCAGGGCCUGGCAUGAGCGGUCUGAAGGCGCUGGUGCGGAGAUUCUACGCGUUGCAGGAAGAGAGAGUGGAGGCUUACAGGCUGUUUGACGAGGGCCACCGGGCCUAUCUACAGUCUUCUCCCGACUAUGACUUUGUCCGUUACCGGCAGCUGGUGCACGAGAUCACGCAAGCGUUUAACGGGAUCUCGAAGGAGGUGAUCGAGCUGAAGAGCCGGCUUCACGAGGAGUGGGACCGCCCCGACCUCUCGGAGCACAUGGAGCGGAUCCAGGAGCGGGAACGGGAGAAGUUGGAGCUGACUGCCAGGCUGCAGCUCGCAAAACAGAGAGCGUUGGACCAUCCGGAGAAUGAGAGUUACCAGGAGGAAACCCAAGAACUGAAGCAGAGAGUCAACAAAACCAUUGAGGCCAUCAACGAAAUCCUCCAAGAUUUCAAGUACGACUCGGAGGAGAUGGAAGAAACGGGGGAGAGGGAGUGAGAGAGGCCGGAGGUGUCCCUGUGUGUCAGAAUCACUUCUCUCAUCCAGCCCGGAUGGUUUACCGAACCACAGGAGUGAGGUUUUGUAUGUGGGGGGGGGGUGGGGGUUGAAGGAGAAGGGAGGUUUGGGUUACACGUUGUCAAGGUUCCAACACACCCUGAGUACUCUCUGACUUGCCCUCACUGCAAUGAAUAACUCAUGAUGUUAUUCAGAACUAGGGAUCAAGGAGGUGAAAAACCAACCCUUUUUCAGAGGUCAAAAGGGGGAUGAGUGGGUGGGGUGGGUGAAUGGGUCCCGUUUUCGGGAUAGGUGUCCGGAAUAGUUUCUCUCUGUGUGAUAAACAUUUAAUUCCUCAAGGUGCCCAGAAUUCACCCUGACCUGUUCCUAUGUGGCUGGAAAUCCUCAAGAGAGCGAUCUCUAUUGGCACAUCAGUGUGAUUACCACAUUACCACACCAGGGUUGUACCUAUGGGCUCGCUGAGCAAAAUAGUCAUCCAAUUUGGAAUCAAAUUGAGUGCAGUGUUGUAUAUGUGCCCCCAAUGUUACCCCUGUAUAAAUGUAGUCAAUCGCUAUUUCCCCCCUAGAAUUACUGAUGUUGUUCUUGCUCCGGAUAAAUAAACAUUUUUUUUUAAUACCUU
Molecule: messenger RNA, 1217 nt
Organism: Callorhinchus milii (elephant shark)
Lineage: Eukaryota; Metazoa; Chordata; Chondrichthyes; Chimaeriformes; Callorhinchidae
Gene: rex1bd
Product: required for excision 1-B domain containing
Exons: 5
Coding region: 44-580 (178 amino acids)
Source: RefSeq, a predicted model, not a curated record